CUCACCACCACCCUUCUUAAUCCUAAUGGCAAUGUCACCUGAACAUAUGUCCGAAAACCCAAUUGAUUUCCGUGCCCCGCCGCCUUCUCCGAUUGCCAGUGGCCGAAGAUCUACCGUCACCAAUGAUGACAUCCUCACUGAAUUCCUCGAGCACUCUCUACGUGUCCCGGACCUUGUCUUGCCUGACAAGGCCUUUCCCCGCCAAAAGUUCAUUGAAAGCCCCUCUGUUAUUGAUCUCCAAUCCUUGGUUUCCAAGGAAAGUGAUUCAAUUUCAAAGAUUUUGGAUUCUCUAGCUGGGAUUGGGUGCUUUCAGCUAGUGAAUCAUAAAAUUCCGGGUGAAACUAUACGUGCAGCACUGGCAGCCGCCACCGGGGUUUUUUGGGUCCCACAGGAGAAGAAGGCGGUGGUGACGAGGUCGUUGGAAAGGCCUUUUGGGUUUGAGGAGGGUCAUGGAGAGGAGGGUGAGAGUGAUUUGAGUGAAGAGUUUGUGUGGUGUAGAAAUGAAGGUUUGAAGUUGGAAAUGGAGGGAAUUUGGCCAGUUGGGUAUUCAAAUUUCAGCCAGAAAAUGGAGACCCUUUUACUGGAUAUAGAGAAAGUUGCUGAGAAAAUUCUAGUAGCCCUUUGGGAAAACUCUCUAAGAAAAUCAGUGUAUGGAAAUGAAAUGACACAAGAGCAAGAAGUUGGGUCAGUUUGUUGUCUCUACAAGCAUAGCAGAAAUGUUCCAUCUGAUCGGUGGUAUGAUGUGAUUAGGAUGCUGAUAAGGGGCACUGAUUACUCUCAUGCCUUGUGCUUGCAUUUAUGUGAUGGGUCUUCAGAGUUUCAUGUUUACUCCAAGAAAGGUUGGGUCUCUUUUACCCCAGAAAAAGAUGCCCUCAUUAUCACAGUUGGAGACCAAAUCCAGGCAUUAAGUGGUGGGCAUUACAAGCAUGUGAUAGGCAGGCCAAUCUAUCAAGAUGAGAAAGAGGACUCAAUAUCAAUGGCUUUUCUCUGUUCCCCUCCAAGUUCCACCACCACCACCACCACCACCACCACUACCACCAGCCACUCUAGAACCAACAAGGACAAGACCAUUUCACUGGGUCAACAAGCCUUGGCGGCUUUAAUUUUGACUCUUAUAUACCAACUUUUCGUUUACAUUUGUAAGAAAUUUUGAAGUUGUCAUCACUCAUC
Quercus lobata is the source of this 1170-nucleotide messenger RNA. It is a transcript of the gene DTA4, whose product is annotated as downstream target of AGL15-4. NCBI's taxonomy places the organism in Eukaryota, Viridiplantae, Streptophyta, Magnoliopsida, Fagales, Fagaceae. The record is from RefSeq and is a predicted model, not a curated record. The coding region runs from base 26 to 1153 and encodes 375 amino acids. The transcript is spliced from 3 exons.